CAAGUGGGUUCAACCACGGCUUUUCUAUCAGCGCCUGGACGACAAGACGAGAUCAGAAAAAUGAAGGGAAGCCGAUUCCAGCAGACCCCUGUGACAGAAACGCCUGCUCGGAGAAAGACAUCUCGUCUGGAUUCACCGCCUGCUCUUCUUCUGAUCCUGAGACAACCGUUCAAUUUAUUAGAUUUUUGCUUUUAGUGUGAGGAAGAUCUUAAGUUUUUGGAUGGACGGAUGGAUGGAUAAAUAAGCAAAUGACAAAGUGACAUCAAACGUCCCACUUUAGCAGUAUUCACCCCAGGAGAAACGAGAAAUAAACAUCAUCCUGGGAGCAACAGGAAGCGUCUGGACUGGAGAAGAAUUUGAAUACAGUUUUAGCACUAUGGAAGUGUGUGAGUGAUCAUGAAUGCUGCUGGCAUGACACAGAUUGGGAUCGACAAAUCUCACCUGCCACAGGUCUACGACGUGUGUCAGUGUUUCUCGGUGCUGGAAGACGGAGCUCUGGCUCACAGCCUUCAGGAGCAGGAGAUCGAGCAGUUUUAUAGCUCCAACGUGCAGAAGAACCAGGCGGUGCAGAAUGACGUGCGCUUGGCUCGGAGGCUACAGGACGAGGAGGAGGAAAGGGUCCAUCUCACAGACCAGCUCCAGCAGCUGGAGGAGCAGGACUGCGAGUAUGCGAGGGUGAUUCAGGAAGAGCUGCGGCGAUGCGAUGAAGAUCAUCAGAGGAGGGAGGAAGAGGAUGAGGAGAUGGCCAAGCAGCUGCAGGAGGAGGAAGAAUUGAAGAUUAGACAGGAGAGAGCUGAGGCUGGUUACCACAAGGACAGCGGAGAUUCGCUGCUCAAUCAGGGUAAUCUCACAUCACACACUUCACUACAGACACACAGGGACAUGAUUACAUUCUCUCUCUCUCUCUCUCUCUUUCUUUCUCUCUCACACACUUUCACUCUCCGUCCCUCUUACCUUCUCCUUUCUCCUGUCUUUUCUCUCAAUCUCUGUCCUUACUUCUCUCUCCUCCUGUCUCUUCUCUCGUUCUUUCUCUCAGGGUUAGGGUUCUGGCAGCAGAUGAUGCGGGAUGCUGAACUGGCUCGUAGACUGCAGGAGGAGGAGGACAAUCAGCCUCACAGGAGGAGCACUGAAACUGACGUGGACUUCCGUACAGUACAGGUGGCCCAAGAUGAGGAACUCGCUCGCUACAUGCAGCGAGAGGAGAACAGGAGCAACAGGAGGUCACAUGACCUGCUUGCUCUGCAGAGGUUGCAUGACCCAAGAUGCACAGGCAGAAAGGUGCCCAGAGAGAGACUGAACUCCGAGGGCCUGCACUCACCUGUGGAAGAAGAACAAUCCCUGGAUCAGCCCCCACUAAUCCCCACAUGCACUGCUCUACACACACACCCCUUCCACAACAUCGCAGAAGAACUGGACCCGACGUUCACCGGCAGGAAACAGGAAAACCGGAUCUCGACCGGCUCAUCCUCUGGAAUCUGCCUGGCUCCUCGUACACCUCACAGUGUUUUCUACGACUACCUUCCGGAACCUUCCAUCAUCCCGCCGAGCAGACGCCACGCUGACAAAUCAGGGCGCCACAAACCCAAAGAGAAACGGGAAAGCUGUAAGCAGCAGUAAAGGCAAAGGUGUUUUUUUUUUUUUUUUUUAAAGUUGUGUACUGUCGUUUAACAUCAGAAACGGUCUGAUAAAUCAGGAAUAAAACACAACAGGCUGCUGUGAUGAAGCAGAGUUCCUGUUACCAGCCCAAAGUUGAUUAAUUUCCUGUUACAGCAACCCCUGAAGUGUUUUACUCCUCUUAUACUACAGCAAUGUGCCAACGAUGACUACAAAUUUGCAUUAAUUGAAUAACGAUGCACGUUUUGUCCGCUUAUAGUUACAUUUAAUGUUGUGGUGUUAGUUUCUUACAGCAGCCUCUUUUUUUUUUUUUUUUCCUCUGUCUUGAAGUUAAUAAGACAAAAAUAACGCAGCUUGUCAUGUUAACGCUUUGCCUCUGACUGUUACAAAGCACUGAUACUGGAGACUCCUUCUGUCUCUUUUUAGUCCCUGUAACACCUCCUGAUUAAUCAGAGUCGAAAAUUCAACAGCAUUGUAACAAAACACUAUAAAAGAGACCAAAUCAAAUAUGUUAGCGUCCAAAAGUUCGCGUCCACUGCCAAGAACAAUGUCAUUAUACACCAUAAAGCCAAAAGUAUGUGGACACCUGCGGAUUGAACAUCCCAUUCCAAAACCUCUGCUCUUCUGGGAAGACUUUCCAUCUUUAGUCAAACAGAAUCAGUCUUCAAUAAUACAAAUCAAAGCAAUAAGUAUCAUUCACUCUCGACAUUAAUGGUGAUGAUGCACACAUGACCACAAAUAGAUUCCAGUAUAAAGUUAUUAAGAAACAACUACAACUGUUUUGGGAGUAUAAUAAUAUUCUUACGAUAGAAAUAUAAUCUACUACACAUCUAAAAUAUCCCUCAGCAUCCAUUAUAGUAGAAUCAGCAAUUUGAGAUCCUAAACAUCUCAAAAUGAGAGUCUAAAAGAAUUACAGUAGGUAAAAAUAAUAAUAAAAGUAAUGAAGACGCGAAAUAAGUGUUCCAGAUCUAAAUAUAGUUUCAUAUGUGGAGAGAGUUCAGCAUCGUAUGGAGCAUUAAUGGACGUAACACGGUGCUAAACUACUCAGAUAAUUUAACAUGAAUUUUUUUUUUUUAAAUAAAUUCGAAAGAAAUCAUGCAGCCAGUGCAGUGAUGUGAUAGGAUCUCUUUUCCUGGUGUGUAUCAAGUGUUUUUAAAUUAGUAAUCCUCUUGUUUUUUGCAUUAAGGAGGUUUUAACAGGUGAUUAUUAUUCCUUAAAUUGUAACAAAAAACAGGCAGUUUUAGUAAUAGUACUAAUUUUAUUAAUAAGUCAAGAUGUGCUUUAUUAGAAUCCAGAUGUAAUAGAUUGUCCAUAGAGCCUGGAUUCCACAGUUUAGCAUGCCUUUUUUUCCAUUUGGCUUCACUAUCAUUUACGAAGAAUUUCUAUGUAAUGUUUGUUUUUUUUUUGUUUUUAAAAAGUGAUUCAUGCAUUCAGUAUGGCUGUACCGGAUAUACAGGUUCACAGAUACAGUAUGGCCAGCUGUGAUCAAGUUUCAUUGCUAUGAAGAAUGACGAGUAACUCAUUGAGCGUAUGGACAAAAAAUUUUAAUUGAACAGAGUACCGAGCCUUGUGGUACACUACAGUGCAGAGAUAUUCAGACUGCAGGGAAGGAACUGCAAUGGAGAACUAAAAAUAACUAUUCUGUACCUGCCAACUUCUACGUAUUUUCAUCAGAGAUUUACAUUUUACAAUCAGAAUUCAAAAAUGCGCCAAAAGAGCAGCCUUACUUUUUUUUCCGUCCGCCAUUAUAAAAACAUCAGAUGAGUCAUUCGACACGUGAACACUCAACACGCGAGUACGAAUGAGCUUCAAAAAUGUGUCGAUGUGAUACAGCGCUCUCGCUUUCUGUCAUGGCAAAUGGAAGUUUUUUUAAAGGUAGUUCAUGUGAAAUAAUGUUUAGCAGCGUGUGUCAGACUUAACAAUCGUUAAAUAAUUAUAUCACAUCGGUUAACUGUAGUAUUUAUUACAGAUCCCACUGAAAAAUUUCAGGCAAAAAUAAUCCAAAACUGAACGUCUGGUUUAGAAAAAAAAACCAGACUAAAUAGGUCUACAAUGACAUAAAUAAUGUUGAUGUUAUUUGUAACUGAACUGUGAUUUUAAAUGCUGUUUGUUUUCUCUUUUAUCUGACGAUCAGAAAACAUUCAGGGUUUCAGGAGAGAUGUCAGAUGAUUAGACAAGUGAUUUGUAAAAGGAUCUUUAUCGAGCAGGUAGUUACUGUGUUCCAUCUUUACUGCUCAUCACAUUUACCAAUCUCUUCUGCUCUGGUUUUGUUUCAUUUCAUUUUCCAGUGAAUAAAAGGCAAUCAUGUUUUGUCCCUGGCAGAGUUCUCAAAAAUCUGGGACGUGGGGAGUCGUGGGAGGGGGGGAAUUUGAAUACGUCUGCCGUAGAAAAUAUCACAUUUAUCUGAAGGGCAUUUAAAUAAUAAUAGUGUGUGUGAGACAACAUUUUGAUUAAACUAGGACAAUUCUGAGUAAGGUUUUGUGUUAUUUAUAUAUAAAAUUAAGUUAUUCCACAAAAUCGAGUCGUACGUGAGCUGACGAGGUGCGUAGCACAGAGUUGUCUAUAAUCCGUGUACGACGAGAUUGAGUGGAAUAACUUUUAUUCUAUCCACAUUCACUGGAUUUUGAGAAACAGAGCAUUUUUAUUUUUCACAAAUUCGAUAAAUAAAAACUUUAAUACAAAACAUCCAACAGAAUCAUUUCCGCUUAGGCGAACUUCUUAAAAACCUAUCGAUGGCUGCAUGAAUUGACUUUUUAGUGUUGUUGGGGUUUUUUUGUAGAAAGUACCGUCUUGCUGUCGUGCCGAGGUAAAGAACAGCUUUAGACGUUUAUUUAAUUCUUCCUUGGACAUUUCAGUUCUGUAAUUUUCAAACUUCUUUGAGCUUUUCAACCAAUUCAACAAAUUUUAAUGCUUAAAGAUGAAGAAUGUAAACAAACCGGCGAAAUGACAGGAGCAAUUUGUGAAAAAGGUGGUGAUAAGAAUCCUUGGAAAAAAAAAAAGAUCUGUUCUUACCAGGCUCCAGCUUACCUGCGACCCUGUAGGACAGGAUAAGCAGCUACAGAUAAUGGAUGGAUCUGUUCUUACCAUCAAAUACUUUUUAUUCCAUAUUUUGUUGCCUUUCUUUUUUUGCAUUUUUUGGGGUUUUGUUUUUGAGUAGAGUUUUUAUUUCGUCCUCGGUUGGUUCAGCAACACGCGCCGCCAUUUUGUUUUUCUCUACUUGCAGUAUAUGAGCUGAUACCCUAGUAGUAGAGUAGCCAAUCAGAGCGCACGAUUGCUCACUGGAGUGAAUGUGGAUAGAAAAAAAAUUAUAUAUGUGUGUUGAAAUAUAUUUCAGUACAUCUUUUUUCAUUAAAAGACAUGUUUGUAGUCAGAUUUUUUAUUCCUAUAGUAUAUAAAACAUUGAAAUAAAUCGAAAAGCAUAUUAGAUUCAUGCACAAUCAGUAAAAUCUGUUCGAUAAAUGAGACACUAUUGAUAUUGCCGUAUACAGUGUGUCCUUGGUGUUUUGUUUUUUUUUUGGGAGGGGGGCGUUGCUUUGCCUUAGUGUAUUUUUGGCACACCUGUCCACUUUUUUUUUUUUAUUAUUUUCUAAAAUUCUCUUCAUGAACUUGCACUGUACACUCCAUACUUGCAGGUCAUGUAAUAGUUGUAACAAAGCUCUGAAUAAAUGUUCUUUUGAAUGAUUAAUAAUGUGAACGCAGCUCGACCCGUGACUGAUACGAGUCUCUGAAUGAAUGAAUGGAUGAGAGAGAUGUUCACUGAGUUUCUGAUCACGUGCAGGGGAAUUCUUGUCAUGUUGAACUGUUUAGGUGUCGAGCUGCGUCAGAAUAUUAUUAUAGAUCUGCUUAGCUAUGGAUUCACUCCACCCACACACACUCACACACUUCACCUUGAAUGUGGUCACAGUUUCUGCUACUUUAACCCACAUUUUUGUUUUAUUUUUAUUUUUUUUUUUAUUCCUAUGGUAAAUUUAGUCGUGGUUGAAAUGAGGCAUAAUUUAGAUCACAAACUUUUUAUUAUCUAGGUCAGUCCAUGUCAGCUCAACCAAGGCUUCCUGUAUAGUACCAGUCGAAAGUUUGUACACCCUUACUCUACUCAUUCAUAGAUGUUUCUAUGUUGUGGCUAUUUUCUACAUUGUAGAACAAAACGGAAGAUAUUAAAACUAUGAAAUAGU
Neoarius graeffei (lesser salmon catfish) is the source of this 5786-nucleotide messenger RNA. RefSeq names its product coiled-coil domain containing 50b (gene ccdc50b). Bases 397 to 1617 code for a protein of 406 amino acids. NCBI's taxonomy places the organism in Eukaryota, Metazoa, Chordata, Actinopteri, Siluriformes, Ariidae. The transcript has 14 exons. The record is from RefSeq and is a predicted model, not a curated record.